GUCAACGCUAUCAUCGCCCCCACUUGUCGUACCCCCUCAAAACCCAUCCUAAUCUCAGAUCUAAAAAUUUUCAAAAACCUUCUGUUCCCCUUUCUCUUUCCCUUCUCUCUAACCUGAUUGAAAAAUCGACAAUGGCCGCGACUCAUUCACCUCGUGAGGAAAAUGUCUAUAUGGCAAAGCUCGCCGAGCAAGCCGAACGCUACGAGGAAAUGGUCGAGUUCAUGGAGAAAGUCUCGGCUUCCGUUGAGAGCGAGGAACUCAGCGUUGAGGAACGUAACCUCCUCUCCGUCGCUUACAAGAACGUUAUCGGCGCUCGCCGUGCUUCCUGGCGCAUCAUCUCCUCCAUUGAGCAGAAAGAGGAGAGCCGUGGUAACGAGGAUCACGUCGCUGUGAUCCGUGAUUAUAGGGCCAAGAUCGAGUCCGAGCUCUCCUCGAUCUGUGACGGGAUCUUGAAGCUUCUUGACACCAGGCUUAUCCCUUCGGCUUCCACUGGAGAUUCGAAGGUCUUCUAUCUUAAGAUGAAGGGAGAUUAUCACAGGUAUUUGGCUGAGUUCAAGACUGGAGCCGAACGCAAGGAAGCUGCUGAGAGUACUCUCACUGCCUACAAAUCUGCUCAGGACAUUGCCAACGCCGAGUUGGCUCCUACUCACCCGAUCCGACUCGGACUAGCACUCAAUUUCUCUGUCUUCUACUAUGAGAUUCUCAAUUCUCCUGAUCGCGCUUGCAACCUCGCCAAACAGGCAUUUGAUGAAGCAAUAGCAGAGUUGGAUACUCUAGGCGAGGAAUCAUACAAAGACAGCACCCUCAUCAUGCAACUCCUCCGUGACAAUCUCACUCUCUGGACCUCCGACAUGCAGGAUGAAGGAGCUGAUGAGAUUAAAGAAGCACCGAAGCGUGAGGAGGAGCAGCAACAGCAACAGCCAAAGCAGUAGUGAGACUCUGUUGGGGCUAUUUCUAUUAUAUUUGCCAAUUUAGGGUUUCAAAUCAAAUGAAACUUUCUACCCUUCAUGUGUUUUUGAUAGGAGAAGAUUGCUGCUAUCAAAUAUUUUAGGCAAUUCUUGUCUUUGUUUUACUCAAUCGUCUAUGUACUGAGUUUUAUUUUAUUUUUUUUUCA
Molecule: messenger RNA, 1114 nt
Organism: Durio zibethinus
Lineage: Eukaryota; Viridiplantae; Streptophyta; Magnoliopsida; Malvales; Malvaceae
Product: 14-3-3-like protein
Source: RefSeq, a predicted model, not a curated record